AUGUGGUGGCCGUUCACGAGAAAAGAAAAGCCGAUUUUGGAGACGCCCGCGGUCGAUGACGUGAUUCUGUCCAUGGACAAGGAUCUGCAGCAGUUCAUGGCCAGCCAGAUCCGGACCACCACCGGAGUGUACACGCCCAUCGAGGCACCCGAGUACCAGGAGGAGAAAUCGAUAUCUGCCAACAUGGCCGAGACCGCGGGGGUUUCCAAGGCCGAGUCCAAGCAGAUGGUGGCCAACGCCGUGUCUCUCAACUGUCUGGACUUCCAGGAGGCGUUCCAAAAGUGCGCCAAAGAAAAGUACGCUGUGCAGUGCAACGGUCUGCUCAAACAGUUCCAUGAUUGCCUCACGAUCCAGACACAGACGUUCAACCAGCUCAACUACGCGCAGCAGUCACGCGAGGAGCAGAAGGAGAUGCGCAAGAAGGUCGAUAAGGCGUUCAUGACCAUGCGUCCGCAAACGGGCCAGGAGGGUGCUUACUUGACCGCUGUUGGGUUGUAA
Yarrowia lipolytica CLIB122 is the source of this 498-nucleotide messenger RNA. RefSeq lists its product as uncharacterized. The record is from RefSeq and is a predicted model, not a curated record. NCBI's taxonomy places the organism in Eukaryota, Fungi, Ascomycota, Dipodascomycetes, Dipodascales.